Molecule: messenger RNA, 1344 nt
Organism: Penicillium cosmopolitanum
Lineage: Eukaryota; Fungi; Ascomycota; Eurotiomycetes; Eurotiales; Aspergillaceae
Product: glycosyltransferase family 4 protein
Exons: 2
Coding region: 1-1344 (447 amino acids)
Molecular function (GO): glycosyltransferase activity
Source: RefSeq, a predicted model, not a curated record
AUGGAUUCCGACUCCCACGCCAACUUCCCGAGUAUCCUCAAGGGCAAGAAGAUCCUUCUAGCCACUGAGUCCUGGGGUCCAGUCAACGGGGUCAGUCGUACCACUCGCAGUCUCGUCGAGUACCUCCGCGAUAAUGGCGUCGACCUUAUCCUUGUUGCGCCCGAUUUCAAAGGCGAUACUGCCAAACAGUCUACUCAAGUCUCUGGUGAACGCCGCCUACCCGGUUGCGCCUUGCCUUACAAUCCCGACUUGACCCCCCGCUUCCCUGGGCUUCCAAAUGCUGCUGCAGAUUCGCCAACUGCGCUCCCCACCCCGGUCCUGCUCAACUUCCAAACCGACCUCUCAGCAUAUUCUGAGAUCAUGCUGCCCGCGCCUCUAGAUCGGUUUGGCGUCUGGCUACUGGCUACCGUGCAGGGAUUUCUAUUCCGAACAAGCGCCGUGCGCACUAUCUUCUACCCAUGCUCUGCUAUCCGGGGUUAUCUCGAAGGUGCUGGAGCUCCAGCUGACCGAAUGGUCAAGCUAGGUCGUGGGGUCGACACGACGCUUUUCACGCCAGACCAGCGUGACGCUUCCUUCCGCCGGGAAAUCGCACCUAAUGGCGAAGUCAUUCUUCUCUGCGUGUGUCGCAUCGCCCCAGAGAAAGGCUUCGAGUUCCUCGCGCAGGUCGCGAUGCGCCUUUCUUCGGAAAAGGUUCCCUUCAAGCUGCUCAUCGUGGGUGGGAAUCGCAACCCCGUGGUUGAGAGUCGAGUCCAGCGUCUCUUCGACCCUGUUCGUCGCCAUGUGGAGUUUACCGGCUUUCUGACUGGCGCCGCUCUUGCCCGCGCAUACGCCUCGGCGGACCUCUUCCUGCACUGCUCUGUUACUGAGACGUUUGGUCUGGUCGUCUUGGAGGCGAUGGCUAGUGGGAUUCCCGUUAUCGCGCGCGAUCAGGGUGGGCCCUCGGAUAUUAUACUUCAUGGAAAGACGGGGUAUCUUGUUCCCCCGAACGAUCUCGAGCAAUUCACCUCAUUGACCCGACAGGUGGCUCGUGAUACUGAGCUCCGGAGCUCGCUUUCUGUUGCGGCGCGUCAAUUUGCGGAUGAUACGACCUGGGAGAAGAUCAAUCGUCGUGCAGCGUGGCAGAUGGCUGAUGCUUUGGUCCAGACUGACCAAGAGGCACACGGUUCGAGACCUCCACGACCAACUGUUCUUGCCUCUGCCAUGGAGCAGUUCCGGCUGAUUUUUGCGGUGGCAAUUGUCUAUGGGAUGUGGUUGAUUGCGGUGGUGCCGCUGAUUGUUCAUGGUAAUCGUCUGCUUCCUCGGGCUUGGAUGGCUGUUCGGCGGCAGUUGGUCGCCAGGAUUUGA